Messenger RNA from Podospora anserina S mat+, 1917 nucleotides. RefSeq lists its product as uncharacterized. Bases 1 to 1917 code for a protein of 638 amino acids. The transcript has 3 exons. Gene Ontology annotation, molecular function: phosphatase activity. The record is from RefSeq and is a predicted model, not a curated record. NCBI's taxonomy places the organism in Eukaryota, Fungi, Ascomycota, Sordariomycetes, Sordariales, Podosporaceae.
AUGGGGAAACCAAGACUUAUCAUCCUUAUCAGACACGCCCAGUCGGAGGGCAACAAGAACCGCGACAUCCACCAGACCAUUCCCGAUCACAGAGUCAAGCUCACGCAAGAAGGAUGGCAACAAGCCUACGAAGCCGGCCGGAGACUCAAGGGCCUGCUGCGGCCCGACGACACUCUUCAGUUCUUCACCAGCCCCUACAGACGGACAAGAGAGACGACAGAAGGCAUCCUCGCCACCUUGACGGACAACCAGCCAGAAGACAGCAACUUCAACAGGAACAGGAUCAAGGUCUAUGAGGAGCCAAGGCUGCGCGAGCAAGAUUUUGGCAACUUCCAGCCAUGCAGCGCCGAGAUGGAAAGGAUGUGGCAGGAGCGUGCCGACUAUGGUCACUUUUUCUACAGAAUUCCAAACGGCGAGAGUGCGGCGGAUGCCUACGAUCGUGUCAGUGGUUUCAACGAGAGUUUGUGGAGACAGUUUGGGGAUGACGACUUUCCCAGUGUCUGCGUAUUAGUCACUCACGGUCUCAUGUCUCGUGUCUUCCUCAUGAAGUGGUACCAUUUCAGUGUCGAGUACUUUGAGGAUCUCCGCAACGUGAACCACUGCGAGUUCCUCACCAUGAGGCAGGACAUGAACACGGGCAAAUACAUCCUAGAAAACAAGCUACGGACAUGGUCCGAUCUCAAAAAACAAAACGCGCUGGAAGCGGUGGCCAGAGAAAAGGAAGCCGAGGCAAAGGACAAGGAGAAGGCGGAGACCGGAAAGGAGAAUGGAAAGAGUAAGGACAGUUCGAAACUUGCUCGCACCGGCUCAGUGGUUGAGAUUCGACGUCGCUGGGGAGGCUGUCCCAACGGCUGCAACCACGACAAGAAUUUCAAGAUCCGCCAGACGUUGGCUGACUUGGUCAAGAACGACCAUAUCAUCUCUAACCAGGCUGUCGGCCUGGCUGGAAGUGAAAACAGCAGCGGUAGCAACAGCAACAGCAACACGAGCGGGAGCAACGUGACAGCCGUCAAGAACGGCACCGCCUCUCCCCUCGAUGCUGCUGCCGCUCUUGCUCCCCCUGCUGAAACGAACAACUCUACUCCUUCCACCUCCUCGACGACCAACAGCAACAACAACAACACGACAACCUCUUCGACCUUCGGCCUCACUAACCCUUCCUUCAACGGCACGGCCAACAGCACAACACUAGUGAGUCGACGGCCGGCAGGCAAAAAGAUUUUCUGGUCUCAGUCAUCAACCACGCUUUGCGCAGACGGCAGCCCUAACCCCUCCUUUGACAUCUCUAUCACGGGUCCCAAAAUCGACAUCAGCAAGGCCCGAGAUGAGGUGGUUUCUAGUCCAGACGGUACGCCGUCUUUUAUCUCUGUCGACGACCGAUUACGUGGCCAGCUCAAGAGCCCCAGCCUACCGCCCCACCUCAGCAACAACAGCAGCAACAGCAGCAGCAACCAUCAAACUUCUGCCCAUGGGGGUGCGGUACAGCAACUCCAUGUCGGAAGGGACUUUGGCGGGACGUACAGCGGGCAUAACAGCGUCGCCAGCGGGGAUGACGCUGACUCGUCAGAGGACGAGCGUCACAGACAUACUCACCACCACUCACAUACACAUGAUUAUCUCAAGCCUGCUUCUCAUCGUGCUGUCUUUCUCACUGGGCCUGGCAGCAAGAGAGAUAACAGCCGGAUGGGAAGGGGUAUGAGGGCUAACAGGUUGGGAGACUGCCACAGUGAUGCUGGGCAUAGCAGUGAUGGAGAGCACGAGGCAGAUGGGGAGCAUGAGACGCCAGAUGAGGAUGAGGAUGAGAGUGGGAGCAACGCUGAUGGGUUGGAGUUGGCGAGGACGUUAACGGAGAAGGCGGAUGAGGCAUUGAUGAGAGCUGAGAUGGAGGAUAAGAGUAUACAGGGGAGUGUUUACUGA